GACAACGAAAGGGAAGUCCGGAGAAUCAAAAUCGAGACCAAACGACUGAAGAGGAAGCACAGCGUUGGCAACGAUUUCAUCGACUCUUCGUCGGCCAGCGACUCAUCGCCCGAACCGUCAAACACUAGCAAUACAUACGGCGACACCACUGCCAUCACCGGCACAGACAUCACACCCACCACUUCCACAAACACUUCUUCAUACACCACUUCCAUCCAUACCUCCACCACCAAUACCUAUGACAACACAAUCUGUUUGGAUAUCGACACAUACCUACCGGACACAAGUGAUCCCACGGACGACAACUUACUUAUAGACAAUACAAUCAUCGACUUUUUGGACCUAACCCUCGAACCGGUAGUCCAUCGGCCGAUUGCUGACUACAACCACUCGUUCAAUGAGAACGAGUUCGGCCGACUCAACGAACUGAUGGCCGCCACCAGUCAUUUGCAGCGACACUUCAUACCCGUCGUGACCGACGAGUUGUCCCAUUUUCAGGACUGCAUCGACUGUAUGGUCAGCAAAAUAGAGAAAGACAUCCCGGCGUUGGUCCGCAUGUGUAAGAGUUUGCGGGCCUUUCAUACGGUGUGCGACGGCGACCAGAUCUCGCUGCUGAAGAUGGGAGGCUUGGAUGUGCUUCUCCUCCGGUCGAUAGUCUCGUACGACUCGCUCACCAAUAGUUGGAUUAUAUUUGAGAAUGACAGCAAAUCCACGAGAGUUAGCGUUGAUAUGUGGAGGAAUGCGGAAACGGAGGGUGUGUUUGAACGGCACAAGAGGUUUAUAUCAAACAUGUUCAGCCUAUGGGACGGCGAUCCUCUCGUACUUGAUUUGUUGUCGGCAAUAUUAAUGUUUAACCCGAAUCGACCGAAUCUCGCACAUAAAGAGACAAUAAAACUUCAACGACAAGUUUACACACAUUUAUUGCAACGCUAUUUACACGUGAAAUACGGGUCGGAAGACGAGGCGAAGACACGGCUUAUGCAAUAUUUAAGUAAUUUUGAUGAUAUAUUUGCGUUGAGCCGAUCGCACGCCAAUUCCUUUAUGGUUAGACAGGACUUCUCUGUCAAUCCAUUUCCUCUGCCACUACUCAAAGAGAUUUGCGAAACAAAACCUUCCCAUCAGUUGACUGUUUUAUAAGGAGAGAGAGAGAGAGAGAGAGAGAGAGAGUACCCUAAUUGUUUUAGACCAUACGUGUAUAAUAAUUGUUG
Medioppia subpectinata is the source of this 1208-nucleotide messenger RNA. The record is from the annotation of a GenBank genome assembly. NCBI's taxonomy places the organism in Eukaryota, Metazoa, Arthropoda, Arachnida, Sarcoptiformes, Oppiidae.